Molecule: messenger RNA, 696 nt
Organism: Cinclus cinclus
Lineage: Eukaryota; Metazoa; Chordata; Aves; Passeriformes; Cinclidae
Gene: PLLP
Product: plasmolipin
Exons: 6
Coding region: 1-696 (231 amino acids)
Biological process (GO): myelination
Cellular component (GO): membrane
Molecular function (GO): structural constituent of myelin sheath
Source: RefSeq, a predicted model, not a curated record
AUGGCGGGGCUGCCCGCCGCCGCGCGCGCCCGGAGCGCCUCCCCGGGCUCCCCCCCGGCCCUGGACGGCUCCUUCUUGCUCUCGCCGCUCGGGGGGCUGAUGGGCGCCCAGGCUGUGCUCGGUUUACUGGUGUGGUCUCUCAUCGCAGCCACAACGUACCACCUCCACGCGGCAUACGGCUGGGUGAUGUUUGUGUCCCUCUUCUUCUGGAUACUAACACUCCUUUUCUUGGUGACUUACCUCCUGCAGCUUCAUCAGAAGUUCUACAUGGUCCCCUGGCCCCUCGUGCUGAUGAUCUCCAACGCUGUGGCCACCGUGCUGUACCUCACGGCCUUCGUGACGUGCGCGGCCGCCGUGCAGCCCACGUCCUGGCGGCAGUGGGACUACAACCGCAGAGCUGCUGCCUCCUUCUUCGCCUGUGUCACGAUGAUCACCUAUGGGGUGAGCACCUUCUUCAGCUUCCGCGCCUGGAAAGGGCUCGGCAGCAACGCGGCCACCAGCCAAGUGACUGACCACGUCUACAGUAGACAGGACAAAGAACAAGGAGCUCAAACUGCAGCUCAGGCACUUUAUAUCAGAGUGCAAAAGGCUCCCUGCAGCAGCAGCAAGCAGCUGGGCACUGCAGAGAACUGCUCAGACAAACCACACCAGCUUCUAAAGAAGAUCCUGCAGACAUAUAAAGAGAAGUUUGGGUAG